Rubroshorea leprosula is the source of this 1351-nucleotide messenger RNA. The record is from the annotation of a GenBank genome assembly. Lineage: Eukaryota; Viridiplantae; Streptophyta; Magnoliopsida; Malvales; Dipterocarpaceae.
AAUCUCAAAUCUAAUAAGCAUCUGAGGAACAAAAAAAUGAUGAUCAUCACGAGAACAUCUGUCUUUGCUGUCCUACAAUUGCUAAUGAUUGAAUCAGCAGUAGGCCAGGCUCUGGUGAAGCCUGGUUGGAAAGAGCAUUGUGGGAAUGUCAGCAUUCCAUACCCCUUUGGAAUCAGAGCAGAUCGCUACAUGCACAAAGAGAGUGAGGUCUCCUGCAGCGACACUUCCAACCCCCCUACAAAUUUACUAACCAGCAUAGAGACUGAGGUGCUGUAUUUCUCUCUCGAUCACAGUAUAGUUAAUGUCAAAAUACCAAUCAUCUCCCAGCAGUGUUCUGUAAGUUUGAAUUUUUUGGAUAUCUCGGGAAGUCCUCUCAUGUCCUACAGAAGGAGAAUGUUGUUGCUCCCUGAGGGAUAUGUUCCAGCUGUGCCUCUUGAGUGCAAGAAAACAUUAUCUGCUCCCUUAGACAAAGUCAAGCCUUUCAUCUCAGCCAGCAUACCAGAAUAUCUAGUUGGUAUUAGCCUAGUGCUUGGAGUAGUGUGUUUACCUAUUGUUAAGAAGUCCAAAAUACUGCAUAAAGAGAAAGUUAAAGAGUUCAUCAAUGAGGUGGUUAUUCUUACACAAAUUAAUCACAGAGAUAUUGUUAAGUUAUUAGACUGUUGUUUGGAGACUGAACUUCCUGUGCUUGUUUAUGAAUUCAUCUCCAACGGGACACUUUUCCAGUACAUACAUGAUUACAAUGAGGACUUCCCAUUAACCUGGGAAAGAAGGUUAACAAUUGCAGCAGAAGUUGCAGAUGCACUUUCCUACUUGCACUCAGCAGCCUCCAUUUCCAAUUAUUAUAGAGAUGUCAAAUCCUCAAAUAUUCUACCAGAUGAAAAGUACAGGGCAAUAGUUUCGAACUUUGGGACAUCAAGAUCAAUUGCCAUUGAUCAAACUCAUUUGACCACAAAUGUGAAGGGCGCAUUUAGCUUGAGUGGUAAAAAGCGGCCAAAGAUGAUAGAAGUUGUUGCAGAGAUAGAGCAGAUUCAUCUUUCGCAAAACAUUUCAAAUGGUCAACAAAAUCAUGAAGCGGCUAGGUAUGUCAAAACUGAAGUAACCAAUCUCUGGGAUGGUGCCUCAACUUCGACAGGUUCAGGUUUGGACUCUUAGGCAGCUUUGUCUUUAGAAAUGGAGCCAUUAAUUUCAAGUGAAUCAUGGGGCUUUAGCUGAUCUAUCCUAGAAUGCAUUUAUUCCAUGUUUGGGGACAUAAUAAUCUCUUUCUUUGUUUGUGUUUGAAAAUUUUUAGUUCAUUCAAUUUUUAUUUUUGUCACUUUGCAGUUCAAAGUUCAAAUAAAUGUUCUGCGCAAGA